Benincasa hispida (wax gourd) is the source of this 871-nucleotide messenger RNA. Its product is annotated as mavicyanin-like. Gene Ontology annotation, molecular function: electron transfer activity. The record is from RefSeq and is a predicted model, not a curated record. Gene Ontology annotation, cellular component: plasma membrane. NCBI's taxonomy places the organism in Eukaryota, Viridiplantae, Streptophyta, Magnoliopsida, Cucurbitales, Cucurbitaceae.
AACAAUUCUCAACAACUAACUUUAUUCUCGAAAUGGGGUAGAUUCCGAAUUUUGUUUGACCCCUUCUUUCUAACUUCAAUAAUAUAGAAAGGGAGUGUAGUUGUUGUUUGGUUUCUACUCUCACUCUCUAUCACAGUUCACAGCCACAAUUUCUUCUUCAUCUCUCUCAUAGGUUCUGAGAAGAUGGGUUCGGCGCUGCUGUGGAUCUCGACAAUGGCGCUCUUUACAGUGUCGGUGGCUGCUACAGUCCACAAAGUCGGCGACUCUGCUGGUUGGACAACUCUCAUCCCCGUCGAUUAUGCCAAAUGGGCUUCUUCCAAGCAAUUCCAUGUCGGCGACUCUCUCCUGUUUAAAUACAACACCGAGUUUCACAAUGUACUGCAAGUGACUCAAGAGCAGUUUAAGUCCUGUAACUCAUCUUCUCCGGUGGCGUCGUACAACUCCGGCGCAGAUUCCAUCGUUUUAAAGAGACCUGGAACCUUCUAUUACCUGUGUGGCUUCCCAGGUCACUGUCAAGUGGGUCAGAAAGUCGAAGUUAAGGUCACUGCAGGUUCCUCCUCUGCAUUAAUUGGUCCUGCAUCAGGCCCAGGCCCAAGCCCAAGCCCAAGCCCAAUGGGCCCAUCUGGUUCUGCUCCAGCGCCAAGCGCUGCUUCCACUAUUUCCUUCUUCUUCUCUGUGAUUUGCGUCCCUGUGGUUACUUUGUUGUACUGUGUGUGUGUUUGAAUUUCAAUGCUUCUUCCACUUGGGCUGUGCGUUCUGGCUUAAGUUAUGUAUUAGUACUCUGAAUAUUGGACCUAGUUCUAAUGAUGUUGUUGUUUCUUUGUUUGUACUAAUCAUAUGAACAUCCCCUUUCUCUUCUUUAUAUUUCUCA